Falco peregrinus (peregrine falcon) is the source of this 2130-nucleotide messenger RNA. Its product is annotated as pre-mRNA 3' end processing protein WDR33-like. NCBI's taxonomy places the organism in Eukaryota, Metazoa, Chordata, Aves, Falconiformes, Falconidae. The transcript has 2 exons. The record is from RefSeq and is a predicted model, not a curated record. The coding region runs from base 1 to 2079 and encodes 692 amino acids.
AUGCCCACACCAGUGGAGAUGAUGCUCACACUGGUGGAGACGAUGCCCACACCAGUAGAGACAAUGCCCACACCAGUGGAGAUGAUGCCCACACCAGUGGAGAUGAUGCCCACGCCAGUGGAGACGAUGCCGACACCAGUGGAGACGAUGCCGACACCAGUGGAGACAAUGCCCACACCAGUGGAGACGAUGCCCACACCAGUGGAGACGAUGCCCACACCAGUGGAGAUGAUGCCCACGCCAGUGGAGAUGAUGCCCACACCAGUGGAGACGAUGCCCACACCAGUGGAGAUGAUGCCCACGCCAGUGGAGACGAUGCCCACGCCAGUGGAGACGAUGCCCCACGCCAGUGGAGAUGAUGCCCACGCCAGUGGAGACGAUGCCGACACCAGUGGAGACGAUGCCCACGCCAGUGGAGAUGAUGCCCACGCCAGUGGAGACGAUGCCCACACCAGUGGAGAUGAUGCCCACGCCAGUGGAGACGAUGCCCACGCCAGUGGAGACGAUGCCCACGCCAGUGGAGAUGAUGCCCACGCCAGUGGAGAUGAUGCCCACGCCAGUGGAGACGAUGCCGACACCAGUGGAGAUGAUGCCCACGCCAGUGGAGAUGAUGCCCACGCCAGUGGAGACGAUGCCCACACCAGUGGAGAUGAUGCCCACAAAGAAACCCCAGAUGCAUGCGGAAAUCCAAGGCGUUGCAGGCGGCAGCGAGCCGAGCAGGGAUGGGAACAGAAGGAAAUCGCUUGGCACAGCCCGAGAAACCACCGAGGCCACCAAGCCCCGGGGUGCCCGUGCCCACCAGCCCCGGCAGGGGACAGCCCCCAGCCCCCGUGGGAACCCCAGCGAGCCUCAACCACGGAGCCCACCCCACCGCCCCCCGAGAGCGCAACGGGGCAGCAACCGAAAGAAAAAAAUCAACCCCAAGGACCGCGCGGACCCCAAGGACCACACGAAGCCCAAGGACCACGCGACCCCCAAGGACCACGCGAAGCCCAAGGACCACAGGACCCCAAGGACCACGCGAAGCCCAAGGACCACAGGACCCCAAGGACCACGCGAAGCCCAAGGACCACGCGACCCCCAAGGACCGCGCGGACCCCAAGGACCACACGAAGCCCCAAGGACCACAGGACCCCAAGGACCACACGAAGCCCAAGGACCACGCGACCCCCAAGGACCGCGCGGACCCCAAGGACCACACGAAGCCCCAAGGACCACAGGACCCCAAGGACCACACGAAGCCCAAGGACCACGCGACCCCCAAGGACCACGCGACCCCCAAGGACCACAGGACCCCAAGGACCACACGAAGCCCAAGGACCACGCGAAGCCCAAGGACCACGCGACCCCCAAGGACCACGCGACCCCCAAGGACCACACGACCCCCAAGGACCACACGAAGCCCAAGGACCACACGAAGCCCAAGGACCACGCGACCCCCAAGGACCACACGAAGCCCCAAGGACCACACGAAGCCCAAGGACCACACGAAGCCCCAAGGACCACAGGACCCCAAGGACCACGCGACCCCCGUUCCCCGCAACGCUUUUGGCCCACGGGCUCGCUUUGCUCCUUGCUCUCCUUCCCGGCGCAGCGGGCCGUGCUGGGAGCCGGUACGGGAAUGGCACCGGAGCGAGCAGCGGGGUGAGCUCUGGGGAACCUCCAGCCCCGGGAGCCACGGGCAGAGCAGCGGGCCAGGACCCACGGAGCCUCCCCACGGCCCUCCAAGCUGUCCGUAGCCCCCGAGGGCUGCUCAGCAUCCCCAACCGACGCGACGAGCCAGGGAAACCCCGUCUGGCCGGGAAAUCUGCUCGGGUGGGACGGGGAAGCGACGCACCGAGUUCCCUGUGGGGCAAACGGGCACCAGCCUUUGGACAUCGCGGUUCCGUCUCAAUUUAUACCCAGGGAGGAGACUCCAACUCCUGGCAAGCGCCGAGACUGGGGCCAAGAAGCAUUUUCCUUCCCCCCAACCUUAAAGACGUCAAGUCGCCGCCUGCCCUGAGGCCACUCUGGGGAGGGCGGGGGAGGGGGGGGGGAAGCUGUGAAGUCUCCCACUUUUUCAGCUUCACGGAUGUCUGACUGGGGAUGUGCAUCCAAAAAAUAAAAUUAAAAAUAAAAUAAAAAUAAAAA